AUGACAAAUCAAGCGAUAGCUGCCACACAACAACUCCGCACUACAGUCACAAAUCAAUCAGUUCUUGCAAGAUACCAAGAACUUUUACAAGCCGUCAACAAAGAUUUUACAGAGCUGGAAAAAAUUGGAAAUGCAAUGACAACUGUACCAGAGUUGUCCGUUACCCCUCUAGGUCCUGCUGGUCAAUUGGAAUGGGAAAGCAGUGCUGAUGAUAAUUCUCUGUUUCAAAAUACGUUGCUAGCGUAUCAGUGGUAUACAAAAUCACACAGCAGGGGACAAAAUUGCUCAUUAGCACGUUUCAUGCAUAUAAGCGAACGACGUCUACUUCUGCAACGUCUCUUUUAAAAGCAGAAGAGGACUUGUGUCGAACCACCUCAGACUGUAAAACCACAUCAUUUUCCUGCGAAUCAGUUGGACAAUUAUCUUUCUAAUAUGUUACCACGUCAGGUUCCAGAUUUAUCUAUCAAAGUAAUAUUUUCACUUGGUUCGACGAGAAUCUUACAUAUUACAGUAGAGCAUGUCUUUUUUGCUCUGAUUCUCAAAAGUUUAUAUAUUGAAAAAAUAAUUGUCAGAGGCUUAGAUGAAGAUAUUUAAAAUCAGGCCGAAAACCCAGAUAUGUUUACUUCAUCAAGAUAUGAAUGUAUGAGGCAGAUCACUGAUCAUGCAACGGCAGCGUUGUUGUAUGUUGAUCAUUACCCACAACUACAGAUUGAUCUUAAACCAAGAUUUAUUUUGACAUGGCUUCAAAAUUAUAAGACUCUAUUUUCUGAUAGUUGUAAUAAGUGUGGUAAAAUUUUAAGUGCUGGUGUACCACCAACAUGGAGAGAUUUUAAAACUCAUGCACCUUAUCACAGCACCUGCAAAUAAUUGGUAUAGAUGCUGUCGUCAUGUUUCGCUUCCAAUAUUAUCAAAAACUAUACACGAGUUUAUAAAAUUCUCAUUUUAGAAAAUGUAGGAUGUAUUCUCAAGUGGGGGAUGUUUCAUGUUGAUAAGAAUUUGUGUACUGGCUUUAAUAAUGUAUACCGUACUUGCUCGCUUUGUAGCCCGGGCCCAUAUUUUUUUAACCCAAACUCACUAACCAGGCCCUUAUUCAAACCGGCCCUUAUUCAAGCACGGGCGCUUGUUAUUUUUAAAGUGAAAUUAUACACAAAAUAUCUUGCC
This is a messenger RNA of Styela clava, 1161 nucleotides long. The record is from RefSeq and is a predicted model, not a curated record. NCBI's taxonomy places the organism in Eukaryota, Metazoa, Chordata, Ascidiacea, Stolidobranchia, Styelidae.